Molecule: messenger RNA, 3340 nt
Organism: Anneissia japonica
Lineage: Eukaryota; Metazoa; Echinodermata; Crinoidea; Comatulida; Comatulidae
Product: serine/threonine-protein kinase Nek11-like
Exons: 12
Coding region: 1366-2793 (475 amino acids)
Biological process (GO): protein phosphorylation
Molecular function (GO): ATP binding; protein kinase activity
Source: RefSeq, a predicted model, not a curated record
AGUAUUUUGAUGUUUUUCUGUAGCGUAAGGUCUGAGAAAAGCAUGUAAAAAGUUGGUAAAAAUCGGACCUCUUCAAAUUCAUGUUCUUCAAGCCAAUAUUAUUUAAAUAUGGUUUAACGUUCACACCCACUUGUAUAUCUGAAUAAUGAUCAUGUCACUGGUUAAAAGUGGGUAUUUUUCAUACUGACUAUAAUUGAUAAUACUUUGUUUACAAUAACCUUCUUCUUCCUUGAAAACAGGUUCAAGGAACAUUUAUUAAUCACAUAGGCCUCUGGCCCAAAUAAUAUACAAAGUAUGAUAUUAACAAAAUUAGAGUGCAUUUAAAUAUUCUUUUCUACGUUUAAAUGCGUAAAAUAAGCAUUUUGAUAACUUUGAAAUGAGAUAAAUAUUUUUAGUAGACAUUAAAUUAAGAAAUUUGAAUUCAGACGGAGUGUCUGUGUAACAGGUAAAUAGAAAUUUAGUUCUAAUAUCUGAAUAAAAAGGGCAAACUAAGGUAAAAUGAUAUUCAUCUUCGACUUUUUGUAACGAACAUAAUUUGCAUAAUCUUUCAUUUUUAUUAACAUUAUACCAUCUUCCUUUUUCCAAUUCUAAUUCUAAUAUCCCCAAUCUUAAUUUAGUAAGGAUUUGUUUAUGUCUGUGAUUGUCUACCUUUGUUAGAUACUCCUCUACUCUGAAUUCAUGUUUAAUUUGUGAAUAUAAUUUUAAUUUAGAAUGUUGCCUAAUUAUUUCAAAAAACUUUUGAUUCUCAAUGUCUGUUAACCUUUGUUUUAGAUUAAACAAAGGUUAACAGACAGUUAAGUUCAUGCCAAAUAUCUCCAAACUCAAUGGAACAUAAUAGAUUUUUUACAUCACUGCGUUUCAAAGCUAAUGCUUCCAGUUUUUCUAAAUUAUAAAUGAUUUCAUUGUUUUUUUUAUAUAUAUAUUUUACGUAAAUAAAAGUUAUGAAAUUGAAAUUAUAAUUGGUGUGCUGAUUGUCUUGCCGACUAAACGUAUGUCUUGACACUGUCGAGUUGCCAUCAGCUUUGAGCAUCCAAGCUACACAUCUUAAUCUUUAAGUUUACCCCUACCUACUUACCUAAAUGCACGAUUAUAUACCGGUAAUAGUUAAUGAACCUGGUACCUUUUUUAAGUAACAUAACCUAGUAUUAGUCCACCUUUGACAAGUAAAUGCAUUGAAAAAAAAGAUUAUUAAUACGAUGAAACUAUACAAACUAAUUUUUACAUAGGACUAGAACUGAAAAUUAAAGUACAAUAAUAACUUCAGGAGUUUUCCUGCAGCUGCCAUGUGUUGUAAACAACAACGAUGCCUACAGUGGUCCAGCUUUCCAAGACCCGCCUGCCACAAAUACAUUAGACAACGAUGAUAUGACAGACAAAGUUAAUUGUUCUGCUCCGCAAAAAUGGCAGUCAAUUCCGGACCGCUGUGAUGAGGAGGCUAAUGACUUCUACUUUCGAGAUGAGCUUGAACCGGAUACUGACGGAGAUCUCGGGGAAGAAGAAGAUGAUUUGGGUAACUUGAUAAAUAUUAUGCAGGAUACUCUAGACUUAACUGUACAAGAUCACAAUGCUACAACCACUGAUGACACGGUUGGAGUUUUCUCACCAACAGUCUGUGCCACCAAAAUCAAUGAUCUAAGAAUAGAAUGUGAAAUGAAACUAGGAAAAGAUGCAUUCCGGAAAGCAUACGCAUUCCUAAAGGACGCAAAAUUUGACAAGAAAGACGGUAUGGCAACAUUGGAUGAAAAUGCAAUCAAGAAGGGUCUUCGACAGUUUGUCCAUAACCCGAGUGACUGCUCUCUCGUUGAUAAACUUCUGUUCUUGGAGGAACAAGCUAAGAUAAUGAAAUGUUCGACCAACGUACAAACUGAAUCCUCAUCAAAACGAAGAUUUAAGGAGCCUAAGAAAGAAACGAAUAAGCACCGUGUGCUGGCAAAUAGGUACAGAGUAGAAAGAGAGUUGGAUAGUGGCAGUUUUGCGACUGUAUUUCUUGUCUCUGACAUUAAAGCAAAUAACGUCAGAGAACAUGGAGAAUGGAAAGCUAUGAAGAGGAUUAUAUGCUCAUAUAAAACAGGUCUUUCAGUACAACAUGAAGCUGAUGUACUCUUACUUCUGAAACACCCUAAUGUUGUUAGAUUUUAUGACAGUUUUGUCGAUGGGGGUAUGUUCUAUAUUAUUACGGAAUAUUGUGAGGACGGAGACCUAGAUAAAAAGAUUAAAGCAUGGAAGAAAGAAGGCAAGCUCUUUGACCAAGAAGUUGUUAUGGACUGGUUUGUGCAAUUAAUCCGAGGUCUGCAGUAUAUACAUAAACGGGAUGUGAUUCACCGCGAUCUAAAACCUGCAAACGUCUUUUUAAAGAAUAAUAUGAUUAAGAUCGGGGAUGUUGGUAUUUCGCGUGUAUUGACAGGGGCAGACUCUACAUGGUCAUUUGUCGGAACACCUUGCUACAUGUGCCCAGAGAUAAUGGAAGGGAAGAUGUAUAACAACAAAUGUGACAUAUGGGCUGUUGGUUGUAUACUGUUUGAGAUCUGUGCUUUACGAUGUGCAUUUGAAGGUGACAACUUCAUGAAUAAGAUAUUUAAUGUCCAACUGCCUGAUAUACCACAAACCUAUCACCAGGAUGUACAAGAACUUAUACACAUAUUAAUAGUGAAAGAUCCUAUAAAAAGACCAUCUGCUACGGAAAUACUUGAUAUAGCCUUUGUAGCACGACAUCUAGAGCCAAGGGUUGUUAAUAACCCCGAUGUUUGUAAUGAUGCGGCAUUCCAAUCCCAGCUUCUUCCCAGCAUACAAUAGCUGUCCACAAUACCAUACACGUGCUGAUACUGCUACACUGUCACACGGCAAACUAACAAAGGACAAGGUAUCGUAUCUUGGAUUGGAUUCUGUGGAAACACCAAGGAUAGCCCACAAAAGUCUAGAAGAAACUUAUUUCCAGUGGGGUCCUUCUGGUGGUGAUUGGACAGUAGCCUACACCGUGAGACAAUAACGUGCACAUGGGUCUCAUCCGAAAGUGCGCUAUUGUAACUUGCAUUUCAGCCCUCUAGCUGAAACCCAAGGAGAGGCAGCGAUGGGAAUUGAACCGGGGACUUAGAGAUCUUCACGGUUCAGUGCACACACAGUGGCUACCAGCUACCACUGAGCUAAGCUGCUCUUGCAAACUUUACAUUAAUAUGCAUGUUACCAUCAGUAUGCAUUGGUAAAUUUGUAGCUUGUUAGCAAUGCCGUAGGCAAAAUUUUCAAACAGUGCGGGACAAUAUCAGGGUUGAUCCACUUUACUCGUAAAUUCAAAUAAUGUGGACCCAUUUUCUUAAAAGUUGACCCAUUUUACAAAAAUAUGAAA